Messenger RNA from Saccostrea echinata, 2007 nucleotides. RefSeq names its product ABC transporter F family member 4-like. The transcript has 3 exons. Bases 1 to 2007 code for a protein of 668 amino acids. Lineage: Eukaryota; Metazoa; Mollusca; Bivalvia; Ostreida; Ostreidae. The record is from RefSeq and is a predicted model, not a curated record.
AUGAGGUUCACACUCUGUCUUCUGGUAGUUCUCUUUGGAGUUGCAUUGACAUUUCCAACAAAAGGAGGAAAGAGAAAAGGGCCACGUCCAGGGGAGAAUGAAUUGUUAGAAGAUCUACGUGAGUUAUUGACGGAGAGUGAAAGUGGUUACAAUCAAAGACAGAGGCCUCCUUCUGGUGAUGAAGAUUCUAAAGAGGGACAAAGAGAGGGAGGGCCUGGAGGACAACGAGAAAGUCAGGAUGAAGAAGGCAAUCGAAGAGGUCGACGACCUGGUGGUAAAGGUAGAGAAGAUCAAGAAAAGAGGGAAGAGAGUGAAGGCGAUAACAAACGAAGACCAAGACCUCCUUCUGGUGAUGAAGAUUCUAAAGAGGGACAAAGAGAGGGAGGGCCUGGAGGACAACGAGAAAGUCAGGAUGAAGAAGGCAAUCGAAGAGGUCGACGACCUGGUGGUAAAGGUAGAGAGGAUCAAGAAAAGAGGGAAGAGAGUGAAGGCGAUAACAAACGAAGACCAAGACCUCCUUCUGGUGAUGAAGAUUCUAAAGAGGGACAAAGAGAGGGAGGGCCUGGAGGACAACGAGAAAGUCAGGAUGAAGAAGGCAAUCGAAGAGGUCGACGACCUGGUGGUAAAGGUAGAGAAGAUCAAGAAAAGAGGGAAGAGAGUGAAGGCGAUAACAAACGAAGACCAAGACCUCCUUCUGGUGAUGAAGAUUCUAAAGAGGGACAAAGAGAGGGAGGGCCUGGAGGACAACGAGAAAGUCAGGAUGAAGAAGGCAAUCGAAGAGGUCGACGACCUGGUGGUAAAGGUAGAGAAGAUCAAGAAAAGAGGGAAGAGAGUGAAGGCGAUAACAAACGAAGACCAAGACCUCCUUCUGGUGAUGAAGAUUCUAAAGAGGGACAAAGAGAGGGAGGGCCUGGAGGACAACGAGAAAGUCAGGAUGAAGAAGGCAAUCGAAGAGGUCGACGACCUGGUGGUAAAGGUAGAGAGGAUCAAGAAAAGAGGGAAGAGAGUGAAGGCGAUAACAAACGAAGACCAAGACCUCCUUCUGGUGAUGAAGAUUCUAAAGAGGGACAAAGAGAGGGAGGGCCUGGAGGACAACGAGAAAGUCAGGAUGAAAAAGGCAAUCGAAGAGGUCGACGACCUGGUGGUAAAGGUAGAGAGGAUCAAGAAAAGAGGGAAGAGAGUGAAGGCGAUAACAAACGAAGACCAAGACCUCCUUCUGGUGAUGAAGAUUCUAAAGAGGGACAAAGAGAGGGAGGGCCUGGAGGACAACGAGAAAGUCAGGAUGAAGAAGGCAAUCGAAGAGGUCGACGACCUGGUGGUAAAGGUAGAAAAGAUCAAGAAAAGAGGGAAGAGAGUGAAGGCGAUAACAAACGAAGACCAAGACCUCCUUCUGGUGAUGAAGAUUCUAAAGAGGGACAAAGAGAGGGAGGGCCUGGAGGACAACGAGAAAGUCAGGAUGAAGAAGGCAAUCGAAGAGGUCGACGACCUGGUGGUAAAGGUAGAGAGGAUCAAGAAAAGAGGGAAGAGAGUGAAGGCGAUAACAAACGAAGACCGAGACCUCCUUCUGGUGAUGAAGAUUCUAAAGAGGGACAAAGAGAGGGAGGGCCUGGAGGACAACGAGAAAGUCAGGAUGAAGAAAGCAAUCGAAAAGGUUCACGACGGGGUGGUCAAGGUGACAACGAGGAGGGCGGAAAGAGGAAAAAAAGGCCACAAAAAGACGAGGAGGAGCGUGCAUUGCUGGAGGAACUACGUGAGGUAAUGAGGGAAAAGGAAGAGAAUUCAGCAGGAGAACGUUCAAAAGAUGAUGGGAAAGGAGGUAGACGCCAAAGACCAGCCAAGAAUGGGGGACAGGACGAAGAAGGUCAGAGACGAGAACAAGUUCGAGGCAGAGAAGAUGGCGAAGGAGACAGACGACGACCAUCUGGUGAAGGAAGAGGACCACAGAAAGAGGGAGAUGAUCAAGAAAGGGUACCACGAUGGAGGAAAAUGUUCAAUGACUUGUUUUAA